UCAGAUGUCCCGGUAGCCGCGCGGCUCUGGUGCUCCGCACCCUCCAUCUGCGGCAGCGGGAGGCUGGCGGCCCUGGCCCCUGCCAGGCCCCCUCCCCCAGCCCCAUGCCCCAGCCUUAACCCCGCUGCCCUCCCCCGCGGGGGGCGUUUCCCUGUGCCCCCUGCCCGACGCGUCCUAGUCGGGCGCCAUGAACGAUCAGUACCACCGGGCCGCCCGGGAUGGCUACCUAGAGCUCCUCAAGGAGGCCACCCGGAAGGAGCUGAAUGCCCCCGACGAGGAUGGCAUGACCCCCACGCUCUGGGCUGCCUACCAUGGCAACCUGGAGUCUCUGCGUCUCAUCGUGAGCCGCGGGGGUGACCCGGACAAAUGCGACAUCUGGGGCAACACACCCCUGCAUCUGGCAGCUGCCAAUGGCCACCUGCACUGCCUGUCCUUCCUGGUGUCCUUUGGGGCCAACAUCUGGUGCCUGGACAACGACUACCACACACCGCUGGACAUGGCAGCUAUGAAGGGCCACAUGGAGUGCGUGCGCUACUUGGACUCCAUUGCGGCCAAGCAGAGCAGCCUCAACCCCAAACUGGUGGGCAAGCUGAAGGACAAGGCGUUCCGCGAGGCGGAGCGGCGCAUCCGGGAGUGCGCCAAGAUGCAGCGCAAGCACCACGAGCGCAUGGAGCGGCGCUACCGGCGGGAACUGGCAGAACGCUCGGACACGCUCAGCUUCUCCAGCCUCACGUCCAGCACCCUGAGCCGCCGGCUGCAGCACCUGGCUCUGGGCAGCCAGCUGCCCUACUCGCAGGCAACGCUGCAUGGCACGGCCAGGGGCAAGACCAAGAUCCAGAAGAAGCUGGAGCGGCGUAAGCAGGGCGGUGAGGGAACCUUUAAGGUCUCGGAGGACGGGCGCAAGAGCGUGCGCUCGCUCUCUGGCCUGCAGCUGGGCAGCGACGUGAUGUUCGUGCGCCCGGGCACCUACGCCAACCCCAAGGAGUGGGGCCGUGCCCCGCUCCGGGACAUGUUCCUCUCGGAUGAGGACAGCGUCUCCCGUGCCACGCUGGCAGCCGAGCCUGCCCACUCGGAGGUCAGCACCGACUCAGGCCACGACUCCCUGUUUACCCGCCCCGGCCUGGGCACCAUGGUGUUCCGCAGAAACUACUUAAGCAGUGGUCUGCACGGGCUGGGCCGUGAGGAUGGGGGCCUGGACGGGACGGGCACACCACGGGGUCGGCUGCAGAGCUCCCCCAGCCUGGACGACGACAGCCUGGGCAGUGCCAACAGCCUGCAGGACCGCAGCUGUGGGGAGGAGCUGCCCUGGGAUGAGAUGGACUUGGGCCUGGACGAGGACCUGGAGCCCGAGACUAGCCCGCUCGAGACCUUUUUGGCCUCACUGCACAUGGAGGACUUUGCCUCCCUCCUAAGGCAGGAGAAGAUCGACCUGGAGGCGCUGAUGCUGUGCUCAGACCUUGAUCUCCGAAGCAUCAGCGUCCCCCUGGGGCCUCGCAAGAAGAUCCUGGGGGCCGUGCGGAGGCGAAGGCAAGCUCUGGAGCGGCCACCUGCCCUAGAAGACACAGAGCUAUGACCCAGGGUUCCUUCCCUGAGACCAAAAUGAAUUACAAGUUGCCACAACCUGCGAUGGGCCUGCAGGGUCCCCACAGUUGCCAGCCCUGCUGCCCUUUUCCCCAGGAAUAAGGACCUCAGCCUGCCCACAUCCAGAUGGGCACCAGAACAUCCCAGAACACCAGUUCUGAGGGCUCCGGCAGCCCUGGGUCACCAUGCAUGGAUUUGUGUGCAGGCCCCUGGUUGGGGCUGGUUCCCACCAGGGAAUAGAUGAAUCGGAGCGGGGUGGGAAGGAGGGCUGAUGGGACACAGCCUGUCUCAGGUGCACCGUCUCCCCAUUCCUCCUCCCUGGCCCUCCUUGGAGGAGCCUAUCCUCUCAGGCUAGAGGCUUGCUUGCUUCCUCCUUUUUCCUGAAGGGAAGAGUUUGGGCUGCCUCCCCUCCCACAAGCCCCAGAGGGGGAGGUUUCCAGCUAGACUCUUCAGCCAAAUGCCCUGCCUUUCUGUCUCUACCCCACCCCACACACAAGAAGGCCACCGGCCAUGGCCGGAGCUGGAGGACCUGACUGGGUCAGCUGAGCCUGUCCUCCUCCAGUCCCCCCUUCUCUGCUGUGCAGCCUGGCCCCUCCAGGACCCCAAGGGCCAGGGCACUGGACACACGGUGCUAGAGCUGCAGGCCACAGCAUUAUGGUCUCCAGGCCUGGUGGGCAUAACUCUUUGGAGAAUGGCAUCUUCCAACUGCCUCAGAAUCUCCAGACUCUGAUAGGCAUGUGGGCACAGCCAGGGUUUGGGUGCAGGCAGACCCCAUGAGAGACGUGCUGUGUGUCCCAGCUCUGUGUGGCAAUGAGACUUGGCAAAGGCCAGCCCAGAGGACACACUUCUCAGAGUGUGUCCUCAGGGUUUUCCCACAAGACCAAGGUCAUGGAGAUGGGACAGUCCUUCAAGACCUGCUGUAUACCCACACCCACACAGGUAUGAGCAGUGCCCCCCAGUCUCUGACCUCAGCUUGGGAAGUAGCCCUUGCUGGGAGAUGGCCACUGCCUUCAGCUCCUUCCUGGGUCCCCUUGGCUAGGGUUGGGAAAGAAUCCCCAAAGACCUCAUUGGUUGUCCAAGUGGGGUGCCCAUCUGGGUAUGUGUUCAGAGCUGGGGUGUGAAGGGGGGCUGUCCCUCUCCCACUGUAGGACACUGAGAGUUCAUUGCCUGCUACUCUUCCCUUCUCCCUGCCUUUGGGCCUCUGGGCCACCCCAAGUGCCGACUUAUCUUUCUCCAAGCCCCGGAUGC
Molecule: messenger RNA, 2829 nt
Organism: Octodon degus (degu)
Lineage: Eukaryota; Metazoa; Chordata; Mammalia; Rodentia; Octodontidae
Gene: Ush1g
Product: USH1 protein network component sans
Exons: 3
Coding region: 188-1573 (461 amino acids)
Biological process (GO): sensory perception of light stimulus; equilibrioception; sensory perception of sound
Molecular function (GO): protein binding
Source: RefSeq, a predicted model, not a curated record